Messenger RNA from Guyanagaster necrorhizus, 487 nucleotides. RefSeq lists its product as uncharacterized. NCBI's taxonomy places the organism in Eukaryota, Fungi, Basidiomycota, Agaricomycetes, Agaricales, Physalacriaceae. Bases 164 to 454 code for a protein of 96 amino acids. The record is from RefSeq and is a predicted model, not a curated record. The transcript is spliced from 3 exons.
CUAAUAAUGACAUUCCACAGUAAGCCCUUAGCAAGGUAUGAGCGAGGACUUAUCAUCUACAGCCGUGGGGAGUAUUGCGAGUAUGCCAUGUGUUCGAGUCUUUUGGGGGGGGAUCUCGUGAUGUGGCAGGCAUGGCACUAGUGUCGAGUCAACCUCUUACUUUAUGUGCAAGCUGCAAGGAUCCUAUUUCUGCUCAGUGAUCAUUUAUACCGUCAACCAAAAAUCACCGGUGAUCGCACGGGAUAAAGAAGCAGAUGGCGUUCUUCACUGUCGAUCUCUUUUGCCGUCUGCUUCCUCUUUGUGCCGCCUGUCUUUACUCUUGUAUUCUAGUGUCCUCGUGGUAUCCGUCACCAAUAUUAUUUGGUACAAGUCACUCUGGAGACUCUUCAAAGAUUCAUUUUCUCCAUCUUCUCUGCUCGCACAUUUAUAUCAUCCUGCAUGUUACAGCCUCUAGGAAUACCGAUAUCUGCAACAUGGAGAUCCUGUC